AUGAACCCGCAGAUCUCGCUGCCGCGCCAUGGCGGGCCCUCGACCAACUUCGGCGGCACCGCGCCCAGCAACCGCCGCCAGGGCGUCAAGAUGCCGCGCUUCUUCAAGCGCCUCUUCAAAUUCCCGCAGAUGGACUUCGAGACUGCCGUCUGGGAGAUGAUGAGCCUCAUAAUAGCACCGAAGAAGGUGUUUCGCUCUAUAUACUACCAUGUAAGGCAAUCUGCGCCUUUUGCGACGCAAACGAAGAAUACCUGGCACCGGCCUGAUCCCGCCUUCACCUAUCUGCUGUCGUUCUUUCUGAUCCUGACCUCGCUCGCUUGGGGUCUGGCCUACGCCGACGGCUUCGGCAAGACGCUGCGCAUAAUGCUAGUCUUCGUCUUCGUGCACUUCAUCGGCCUGUCUCUCGCCGUCGCGACGGCUGCGUACUUCUUGGUUGGAAGGCUGCUCGGUCCGGGUGUGCCUGGCUUACCCGGCCGGCGGAGACAAGGCCUCUUUGUGCAGCCAGGAGACGGAGAGCAGCUGGAAUUCGGGUACUGCUUUGACGUCUCGAUUCGCGCGUUCUUCCCAGUCUGGUUCUUCCUCUACGUCAUUCAGUUCCUUCUGAUGCCUCUGAUUGCGCGCGACUUUUGGGUUUCCUCGCUCGUUGGAAACUCGUUGUACCUGCUCGCUUUUGGGUAUUACACCGUGAUCACUUUUCUGGGUUACAAUGCUCUCCCUUUCCUCCACCACACCGAACUUCUCCUUACCCCUGUCGCCGUUUUCACUAUUCUCUGGUUUAUUAGCCUGUUCGGUGCCAACCUGCCCAAACAUUUGGCACCCGUGUUGUGGGCGGGAGCCAAGUUGCGCAAGUCAGUGUGA
Messenger RNA from Lasiodiplodia theobromae, 858 nucleotides. RefSeq names its product Integral membrane protein. The transcript is spliced from 4 exons. Lineage: Eukaryota; Fungi; Ascomycota; Dothideomycetes; Botryosphaeriales; Botryosphaeriaceae. Gene Ontology annotation, cellular component: Golgi membrane. The coding region runs from base 1 to 858 and encodes 285 amino acids. The record is from RefSeq and is a predicted model, not a curated record.